Orussus abietinus is the source of this 1170-nucleotide messenger RNA. It is a transcript of the gene Surf1, whose product is annotated as surfeit locus protein 1. Lineage: Eukaryota; Metazoa; Arthropoda; Insecta; Hymenoptera; Orussidae. The transcript has 5 exons. The record is from RefSeq and is a predicted model, not a curated record. Gene Ontology annotation, biological process: mitochondrial respiratory chain complex IV assembly. Gene Ontology annotation, cellular component: mitochondrion; membrane. Bases 66 to 1019 code for a protein of 317 amino acids.
UCCGUUUUGCCGGGUUUUGCACGCAAUUUAUUAUAAGUAAUUUGUAGCAAGAUUAGUGUCAUAAAAUGAAUUUCCUUGCAAGAAAUGUUACUUUGCGAUUAGCAAAUGCGAGUUGGUCAACAAGAGGAACGCAACGAGAAUUGAUACUCCUAAUUAAACUGUAUGGAGUUAGAAACGGGAUACUUGGAAAGAGAUUGUUUAGCGAGACUGCAACAAGAAAUUACAGAGAUGCAAAGCACAGCGUAUUUUCAGCAAGCCAAGCUGCCGAAGAAGACACAACUAAUGACGAACCCAUUGGUAUAUAUGGGUUCAGUUUAUUGGCCAUUCCAAUUGUUACUUUCAUCCUUGGGACGUGGCAGGUUCAAAGACUAAAAUGGAAGACAGAAUUAAUGGAAAAAUUAAAAUUAAGAACUUCUGCAGAACCUCAGGAAUUACCUGAAGAUUUGUUUGAAAUACAGUCAAUGGAAUAUUAUCCAAUAAAAGUAAAAGGAAGAUUUUUAUAUGACAAAGAAUUUCUAGUAGGACCCAAAAGUUUAACUGUUCAUCAAGAUGGAAAUCAAGGAAACAGUGGAAUUUUUUCUGGAAAAUCUAAAAUUGGCAACCACGUUAUCACACCAUUCAAAGUAGAAAAUCGAAACAUAACAAUUUUAGUCAACAGAGGAUGGGUUCCAAAAAAUUAUAAAGUACACGAAGAAUUGAGUGAAGUACCAAAAACUGUAGAAAUCACAGGAUUAGUGCGAUCACAUGAAACUCGACCUCCUUUUUUGCCUCAUAAUUCUCCAGGAGCUGGUGUUUGGUAUUACAGAGACUUAAAUGCAAUGGCUGAAUUAACUGGUGCUGCUCCUGUUAUGAUUGAUAUGGUUGCCAAUGAUACACCAUCAAAAGGUGCUAUUGGUGGACAAACAAUAGUAAAUUUAAGAAACGAGCACUUUAGUUACAUCGUUACUUGGUACAGUUUGUCAGCAGUAACAUCAUAUUUUUGGUUUAGACAAUUCAUACAAAAACGUCCUCUUCUUUAAUAUGUGCUAUGAUACGUUUUAUACAGUCAUAAAUACAAUUUAAUAAGGAUAGGAAACUAUUGGCUAAAAGAAGACUAUAGUGAAACUUGUACUAUAUAUAAAUGUAAUCAUGUAUUUUGUUUAUUAGUAUUAAAAUGAGUUUAAAAGUUUU